ACUUAGGCAUUAUAAUGGAAUAGGAAGCUAGCGCUACGGAGACGCUAUAGCGAGGCUCGCUGCGCGAGUGUAUUUGUAUAGGUAUAUGUAUGUGUAUGUGUGGACUGUGGACGCAGAGUGCGUAACGGGCAGUGUGUGUCAGAGCUGAACCUGCUGCAGGCACGCGCGACGCCAGAAUAUGCCUCUGCAGCUGGCUACUCGUCGCGACGCCGCCGUCAAUCGUUCGCAUUGACAGCUCCCCCCCCCCCCCCGCGCCCCAGUCACCGUAUAACAAACUGUGUAUUACUGUACCGCAGCAGCGACUACGCGAAUUGGCUAUCGGAGCUGCUCCGUCAUCAGCUGUGAGCUCUCUCGCUCUAGCUCUUCAAGAGAGAAUUACUCAUAGCGCGCGCAGCAGCAGCACGCAGUGUUACGCCUGUAUAGCGCGUACGCGUAUAGGUGCUACCAGUGUACUGUAUUACUGUAUACAGUGCGCUGUGCGCGGCCCGUGCUCGUGCGAGAGCAAGAGAGAAAGGGAGGGAGAGCUGGAGAAGAGAACAAGGGAAGAACCUCGUCGGUCGUCGAUAUGGCGUAGCCUGCCAACAAGCCAGCGCAGUGCCAACGAGAGCGAUUCUGCAGUGCUUCGAGCUGAUCAGAGAGAGAGAGAGAGAGAGAGAGAGAGAGAGAGAGAGAGAGAGAGAGAGAGAGAGAGAGAGAGAGAGAGGGAAGGGAAACGAACAAGAGGAAGCGAGUUUUCGAGAGGCGAGUGCAUUAUCGGCCGCGGUGGCAAGUCGCGCUACGGACGCGUCGCAGAGCCGUCAUCUCAUCGCGCGUCAUCGUCCUCGUAGCCGCGCGUGUGUCGCCGCUUGUGUUCUUCGCGUAGAGCUGCGGUUAGUGCGUGCUGGUGAGUUUCGUGUUCUACUGAUGUGUUGUUGAUCAGCCGCUAUAUAAGCGAGUUGUCGUGGCUGCCUCGAGGGGCUAUUGAGCCCGCGUAACACGCAUACGACACACAGGUCGGGGCCGUGGGCUGCAGCGAGCUCUCUCUCUCUCGUUCUGUAGAGAGCGCGAGCGGAGAAUAGGGGCUGCGUUUGUUGCUACCUUGUGUGCGCGAGGUGCGCGGGCCAGAACACCUCGCUGCGAUCGUGCAUCAGCUUCGCGUCGUUGCUGCUGCAGCUGCUGCAGCUCUGCCCAUCAUCAGUCUGUUGUGUCCGACAUUCUACACGGUGCUUUCCGCCCGCAGCAACGCAAGGGAAAAGCGCAUUGGAGGAGGACACGCUCGCCGUCGUCAUCGUCAGGCUGCACGAUGAUGUUUCCUGAUAGCUGUGGUUUCGUCCUCUUUCUUCUGCUGCUCGUACCCUGCAUCGAGAGUGCACGACGACUGAACGAGUAUAUCCGACACUAUGAGCCUCUGACCUAUGAUGCCGGAGAAGUUCACCGCAAUCACUUGAGGGCGAAGCGUUCAGCGACUCGAGACAAUGCGAUCACACUCAAGUUUCGCGCCCACGGUCGAGAUUUUCGAUUGAGACUCAAACGCGACCUCAGCACCUUCAGUGACAAUCUUGUCAUUAUUGGACCUACCAGUCAGCGGGAGGAUCUUGAUAUUUCUCACAUUUACGAGGGCCAUCUCAUAGGUGAACCUGGCAGUCAUGUAUUCGGUAGCUUGAGUGACGGAAUUUUUCAUGGAAAGAUAGUAUCUCCAAGAGACGGGGCAUGGUACGUUGAAAAGUCGCAUUACUAUUUUGCGCCCCACGAGCGCAACGAAACUCGCCACUCUGUCAUUUAUCACGAGGACGACGUUGAGGACCCUUAUGAAAGCAUUCGAACAGGUGACUCCAAAGGUUGCGGCAUCACAGACGAGGUGAUGGAGUGGAUGGAACGGCUGCAGAACUCGGCCGAGCCCGAGACGCCAGCUCCUCCUCCGCCGCCGCCGCCGCCGACGACGACGACGACGACGAUCGAAGAGAAUCGCCGCCGUCACCGCCGUGAUGCGCCACAUUGGAGCGCCUCCGCAGCAGAGACGCCGGUCCACAAGUACAGCCGGGAAGCUAACUUUGUGGAUGAGCUAACAAACAGGGUUAAAGCUAUUCGGCCAAUAGAUGACCCCAAGAAAAAAAACACCUGCUCCUUGUUUAUUCAAACAGACCCCCUCAUUUGGAGGCACAUUUUUGAGCAGCUGAAUCACGACGAGGACAAGACGCGGGAAGAGAUUUUGUCACUAAUUGCUCACCACGUAACGGCAGUCAACUACAUUUACAGGGAUACGAAAUUCGACGGGAAGAUUGAGCAUAGGGACAUCAAGUUUGAGGUCCAGAGAAUAAAGAUUGACGACGAUAGCGCAUGUGGGCAGCCACAGAGUUACGGGGAUCAAAACCCAUUCUGCAUGGAGAACAUCGACGUGAGCAAUUUUCUGAAUCUUCACUCUUUGGGCAAUCACGAGGUUUUUUGCUUGGCCUACGUUUUCACCUACAGGGACUUUACCGGGGGAACGCUGGGUUUGGCGUGGGUGGCCUCGGCAUCCGGAGCGUCGGGCGGCAUCUGCGAAAAGUACAAAACGUACACUGAGACGGUCGGCGGCAUGUAUCAGUCGACAAAGCGUUCGCUCAAUACCGGCAUCAUCACUUUUGUCAACUAUAACAGCCGGGUGCCGCCAAAGGUGUCCCAGCUGACUCUUGCUCACGAGAUUGGACACAACUUUGGAUCUCCGCACGAUUUUCCGGCUGACUGCAAGCCCGGCGGCCUCGACGGCAACUACAUAAUGUUCGCCUCGGCAACAUCGGGCGACCGGCCGAACAACAGCAAAUUCUCCAAAUGCAGCAUCGGCAAUAUCAGCAACGUGCUCGACGCCAUUGUCGACAACAAGAAGCGCAACUGCUUCAACGUUUCGGAAGGCGCGUUCUGCGGCAAUAAGAUAGUGGAGGCCGGCGAGGAGUGCGACUGCGGCUACGACAGCAACGAGUGCAUCGACAGGUGCUGCUACCCGCGUAUUCUCAGCGUCCUCGAGCGCAUCAACAACGGAUCGGCCAAAGGCUGUACCCGAAAGUACGCCACGCAAUGCAGCCCAAGCCAAGGGCCUUGCUGCUCGAGCGAUACGUGCACGUUCGUUCCGCUCUCGGCAAAGGUUCAGUGCAGGGCCGAGUCCGACUGCAGCUACAGCUCGGUCUGCAAUGGCGCAAGUUCCGAGUGCCCGGCUCCCCAACCCAAGGCCAACAAGACUCGAUGCAACGAGGGCACUCAGCUCUGUAUCAACGGCGAGUGCACGGGUUCCAUCUGCCUCGAGUGGAAUCUGACCGAGUGCUUCUUGACGAGCAGUGUAAUACCAAACAUCGACAAGCGCAAGCUCUGCGAAUUAGCCUGUCAAAACGGCACGGACGCUUCCACGUGUCGUAGUACCAGUGAGUUUGCUCACCUGGUGAACUUGACCAAGGGUGGCAUCAGCUUGCGUCCCGGCUCGCCCUGCGACAACUUUCAAGGAUAUUGCGACGUCUUUCUCAAAUGUCGCGCGGUUGACGCUGAGGGGCCUCUCGCCAGACUGAAAAAUAUGCUGUUUAACGAGGCCACCCUCACCACAGUCGCUCAGUGGAUCACCGAGUAUUGGUGGGCCGUGCUCUUGAUGAGCAUUGCCUUCAUCAUCUUUAUGGGUUUGUUCAUCAAGUGCUGCGCUGUACACACGCCCUCGAGUAAUCCCAAGAAGCCCCCGGCAAGACAUAUCAGCGACACUCUGAGGAGGCCCAUGAACACGUUGAGGAGAAUGCGACAUCCUCACGGUGGCGGCGGGGCCCGAAGCGUACCUCCUAGGCAGGGCGCUGGACACGGACACAGUUCUCGAGGUCCAGGCCAUCACGGCGCCAGUGAGGGCCGAGGGGCCCAGUACUAUCCGAAAGGAUAUCGCUCGGUUCCCACAGCUAGUGCGCCAUCAGGUGCAUCAGCAGGCGUUCCAGGCGGCUAUCCCGGCGGCCGCAAUCACGGCGGCCAUCACCAGCCCGAGCUCUACGCAGGCGCCUACUCGGGCUCAGGGGGAGCGGCGCCUCCUGUCCGCGGCUCAGCCUACGAGAUGAGGAACCACAAACUCUGACAAGCCACUUUUGCCUGAGCAGCGCUCGAUGACGUUGAAAAUGUACAGACCCGCCGGUGAUCGUUGCAAUAGAGAUUCAAUGUAUUACUUUGGCAGAUUUUUUAUUCUACGACGACUGCGUCGAUAAUAUAGUGAUAAACCUCUGCGCACAAUGCAAAAUUAAGUUGAAUGAUUCAGCGUGCGAUUCCAGCCAAAUUGAAUACAAUCUGCCAAAGCGAAGCUGCAGCUACUUUACCAAACUGUCCCUAUAGUUAUACCUGAUUUAGAAGAAUGUGCUUUAUCGUGUCGUUCAAGAUUGUUCUCUCUACUUUAAAAGUAACGAUACGAUGAUAAUAAUAAUAAUAAUAAUGAUAAUUACGAUAAUACAGUAGUAAUAACGAUUGAUAAAAAUUUAAUGUAAUUAAUUACACUAGCCAAUAAUCUUUGGGGGUUCGAGGCGCAUUUUUUAUAUUUUUUAGCGUAACCUUCCAAUGACGAUUAUCUUUAAAUCAUUUCGAUGUUGAUACAUGUAUAUCGCUGUUAUUUUGAAGGUGACCGUAUAUAAGUAAGUGUGUGUGUGUGUGUGUGUGUAUGCGUGCGCGCGCGCGCGCGUGUGUGCGAGUGUGUGUAGAAUUUCGACGGCAAUGACGACGCACCCAUGUGCGCAUACUCGAUUGAUUGAACUGUGUACAUAUAGAUUGAUACAGCAUAUUUUAAAUAAACGAAGGAACUUGUUUUUUCUCUAAGAGUGUGUAUAUUAUAGGGAGUGUGUCAACGCGCGUACCUUACAUCAGACUGCCAAUAGCGUUCACUGCCAUGCAGCUUGUGGUCCGGUAUAGCUGGAAAGUAGGCGCAUGCACUCUAUCAAUUGUACAUAGAAGAAGGGGGGGGGGACGGAAAUUGAAUGAUUAUAUUUUUUCUAUCGAUCCAAACUAAACACGCUAAUAUUUCCGCAUUCGAUUCGAUUUUCAUUCGACGUACUUGGAUAUGUGCACCGGGUGGCCUUUGUUUGUGUUUCAUUGAAUGAGUUUCGCGAUACAAAUAAACGUGGCACACUGACCAAUUGCCGACGAGCGUCGGAAUGCAUUCCCUGGCGUGUGAUUAGGAAUAUUAUCAAUAAAGUAUGAUUGUGAAUAUCUUGUGUUACAAAUAAAGCAUACAUUUUACAUUUA
This is a messenger RNA of Nasonia vitripennis (jewel wasp), 5202 nucleotides long. It is a transcript of the gene kuz, whose product is annotated as disintegrin and metalloproteinase domain-containing protein 10. Gene Ontology annotation, biological process: membrane protein ectodomain proteolysis; Notch signaling pathway. Gene Ontology annotation, molecular function: metalloendopeptidase activity. Lineage: Eukaryota; Metazoa; Arthropoda; Insecta; Hymenoptera; Pteromalidae. The transcript is spliced from 10 exons. Bases 1283 to 4051 code for a protein of 922 amino acids. Gene Ontology annotation, cellular component: plasma membrane. The record is from RefSeq and is a predicted model, not a curated record.